Molecule: messenger RNA, 2160 nt
Organism: Aspergillus niger
Lineage: Eukaryota; Fungi; Ascomycota; Eurotiomycetes; Eurotiales; Aspergillaceae
Exons: 9
Coding region: 1-2160 (719 amino acids)
Molecular function (GO): catalytic activity
Source: RefSeq, a predicted model, not a curated record
AUGUCUCUCGAAGAGUAUUCUAUCCCCAGCGAAGCAGCUGAGUUACUGCGCAAGGGUAUCCUAGAGAACCCGCUGCUCGCGUCAAAUAUUCCUUCAAAUGGGAGGGCCCUUGCUGCAUUUGUAAAAUAUGUCGGUGGCGAAAAGCCUAGUCUCCCAGUCAAUUGGCGCUUUGCCGAGAGCAUUUCCGCGUUGAAGGGCUUGGAAGCUCUCUGGCUGAACGCUAUGCUGAAGUCCAAAUAUGAUCACGAGCCGGUCAACAUCGAGAUCAACACCGAUCACGCGACACUGUUUGUCAUGUCAGCUCUGUUGGUUGAUAUUGUCAAUGAGAAGGGCACCACCCUCGAUGCCUCCUCGACUCCAAUCCAGCGGCUGAUGAAGAUAUUUCCAACUCGCGGAGAAGAUCUCGGCCAAGGCACGCUCCAUCGGGCAGCACUUACCAGUAUAUAUAAGACCAAGGAUGCCCGUUUCUACCAUGUUCACGGGAGCAUGAACGCGAAUCCCUCGUUGACCGCAUUGUCCCUACCCCUGGAGUACAAUGCGACAUCCAUGUCAGAUGCAGUCGAUCUGAUUCAAGAGCGCGUGUUGGAGUUUGACUCCCAAGAGCUUGACGUGCUGAUGAACGGAAAAUUCCGCCAGGCUGGUACAAUUUGUUAUACAGCCGAUGAAUUCAAAAAUACCGAGCACGGGAAACAAAACGCGCAUGCUGGACUUUAUGAGCUUCAACAUCUCCCAAACAAGGCACAAAAGCCAGUAUGGUGGAACAGCACUCCCCAGACCGGGGUCUCCCGUCCACUUGCAGGUCUGAAAGUGCUUGACCUAACCCGCGUGAUCGCUGGUCCCUCAAUAUCCCGGGGCUUGGCAGAGUAUGGGGCGAGUAUUAUGCGUGUGACCGGCCCCGGAGUCCUCGAUAUCUAUGCUAUCCACGCUGAUCUCAACUGGGGUAAGUGGAAUUGCUCAAUUGAUCUUAAAACAGAGCAGGGGAAAGAGGAACUCCGCCUUCUUAUUCGCGAGGCGGAUGUUAUCCUUGACGGCUACCGGCCAGGUGUACUAGAGAAGCUUGGAUUCGGAAGGGAUGCGGUCCUGGAGCUUGUCAAAGAUAGGCCUUUUGGGCUGAUCUAUGUGCGUGAAAACUGCUAUGGCUGGCACGGGCCCUGGCAGGGCAGAAGCGGGUGGCAGCAAAUCAGCGAUGCGGUGUGCGGUGUCUCCUAUCAAUAUGGAAGGGCGACAGGGCAUGACGAGCCCGUGACUCCAAUAUUCCCAAAUUCUGAUUACUGCACGGGUGUCGCUGGGCUUUGUGGAAUCUUCGAUGCUCUCAUCAAGAGAGCCGAAAGCGGGGGCUCGAUUUAUGUCGAUACUGCGCUCAAUUAUUAUUCGCAGUGGCUUGUAAAUUCCGUGGGAGAGUAUCCGGCGGAUGUCUGGGAAGACGUAUGGCAGAGGCACAAUCGGCUAUCAUUCCGUCACUACGACAAUAUGCCUGUCAUGAUCCCAGCUGUCGUUAAAUCGCUCUUUGAAAAUAGUGGAGCACAGCUUUUCCAACCUCAAUUCUUUGAGAUUCGUUAUUCAGCUGCCGUGGACCGCCACUUCAAAGCUGUUCGACCAAUCCUUACCUUCCCCGGCAAAGAGGUCAGCCUGCAAUUCAAUGCUGCUAAAGGAGAUCUGAUACAAGGUCUGAGACAAUAUGCAUCAGAGCCAAGUUAUUUUGGACGGUCGGAGCGCGUGGAUCCUCCAGAAUAUUUAGGCAACGGGCCAUUUUCCGAUGGGAAGUCCCCGACUAUCUGCAACAUUGCGCAAGCUGACUACAUACAUGAUACCAUCCAGGAGCGACAGAGUCUCUUUGUAUCUUCAAUUCGGGCCUCUAAACAUCCACUGGAAGAGGCCGGUGGAAGAGGGCAGCCUGGUAUAAAUCCAAACUGCCCGAUCAGCAAUGGUCUGAUUAACUUGGUACUGAGCUGCGGGGCUCAUACUUUGCCGACACUUGACCUACUGGCAGAAGGGGAUAUCAAAACUCUUCAUCCAAAGACAGAUGCAGUAAAAGACUUUAUAGAGCAAAAGGACAUGUUGAUGAGACAACUGUCUGGAACACCCACUACCAACCCUGGUACAAAUACCCCCAGACUGGCGAGAUCACAGCACUUUGCACUACGUGGAAACCUUGGCUAA